Molecule: messenger RNA, 483 nt
Organism: Prunus armeniaca (apricot)
Lineage: Eukaryota; Viridiplantae; Streptophyta; Magnoliopsida; Rosales; Rosaceae
Source: the annotation of a GenBank genome assembly
AUGUCUGACGAGGAGCACCAGUUCGAAUCCAAGGCCGAUGCUGGGGCUUCCAAGACCUACCCUCAGCAGGCUGGUACCAUUCGCAAGAAUGGUUACAUAGUCAUCAAGGCCAGGCCUUGCAAGGUUGUCGAAGUCUCCACUUCAAAAACUGGCAAGCAUGGUCAUGCAAAGUGCCACUUUGUUGCAAUUGAUAUUUUUAAUGGGAAGAAACUUGAAGAUAUUGUUCCUUCAUCCCACAACUGUGAUGUUCCUCAUGUCAACCGUACUGACUACCAGCUGAUUGAUAUCUCUGAAGAUGGUUUUGUGAGUCUUUUAACUGAAAAUGGAAACACCAAGGAUGAUCUGAGGCUUCCCACCGAUGAAAGUCUGCUUAGUCAGAUUAAAGAUGGGUUUGCUGAUGGAAAGGAUCUUGUGGUGACUGUCAUGUCUGCAAUGGGAGAGGAGCAGAUCUGUGCUCUCAAGGAUAUUGGUCCUAAGAACUAA